CGCGCCUCCGCUCCGUCGGCACCGUUCGCUCACAGCCUCCUACAGUCCACCGUCUCCGACGCCACAACCCACUCCGACAUCAUGUACAAGCUGGUGAUCCUGCUGUGCGCCGUGGCCGCCGCCCACGCCGGCUACCUGGGAGGCUACGCCGCCCCCGCCGUCGCGGUGGCGCCCGCCCCCGCCGUGGCCGUGGCUCACGCGCCCGCCGUGCCGGUGGCCACCUCCUACGCCAGGAUCCACCAGGUGACCAACUCUGUGCCCGUGGCCGUCGCCGCCCCCGCCGUCGUCAAGGCCGCGGUGCCCGUCGCCGCCCCCGUCGUCGCCGCCGCCCCCGUCUUCGCCGCCCACGCACCCCUCGCUCUUGGCCACGGCUACGGAUACGGCGGUUACCACGGCUAAGCUAACACCAGCACCACCACCGGCAGGCACCGGGCCCGACUUCAUCACGAGGCAUUACUAUUUAAAUAAAAAGCAUCACACAUAA
Molecule: messenger RNA, 484 nt
Organism: Schistocerca gregaria
Lineage: Eukaryota; Metazoa; Arthropoda; Insecta; Orthoptera; Acrididae
Product: cuticle protein 70, isoforms A and B
Exons: 2
Coding region: 82-399 (105 amino acids)
Source: RefSeq, a predicted model, not a curated record